Molecule: messenger RNA, 3420 nt
Organism: Chara braunii
Lineage: Eukaryota; Viridiplantae; Streptophyta; Charophyceae; Charales; Characeae
Source: the annotation of a GenBank genome assembly
UGCCGGCUAUGCACGCAAAUUUGGAGGGGCACGAGCACUAGGGCAGUGGAAUACUUUAUGAAGUUGUUGAAGCCGUGUCCCUUGAGGACAGGUGAGAUGGUGCACAAGCUCGUUGUCGCCAGUGCCAAGGUGUUGUCGAGUGACAAAAAGACGCAGUACCUCCUCAAGAACUAUAGACAGUUGCAUGGCAUUGCGGAAGAGGGGGCGACUACGAUGGAGACUCAGGACGCGGACUCCGAGCCUGUCGUUUGCGGGUACGAGGAGCCGCAACCACCAACCACUGCGGGGAUGGCACCACCGAAAACAGCUUCCCGAACAGAGCCGGUCGCCGCUGCAGAGGAGGGGCCAGCGGAGGGUUCAGGGUCGAACAUGAGGGUGGCAUCACUGCAGCAAACAUCAAUGAAGAGAUGGUUGGACAACGAUGCACAGAAGAAGCUAGAUAUUGCGUGGGUGGAGGCGAUGUUCCGUGUUGGCAUUGCUUUUAACUUCCUGAAAUUCGACACAACGCAGAAGCUUCACGAAGUUUACUUGGAAGUGGCGAGUGCUCGACCGAAGGUCAAGCUGCCCUCGUACAACCAUAUGAGGACGGUGAUGCUCAACUUCAUAUACUUGCGAAUUCAAAAGCAAGUGCAUCCUCUGACAGCCUGUUGGGAUGAAUCAGGCUGUACAUUCAUCACGGACGGGUCAUCCGACUGUCGAGAGCGCCCCGUCAUGAACUUCUUGGCAGCGGGAGAGAAGAGUGCAGUUCUGGUGGCCACAGUGUCAAUGACGGCAAGAAAGAAAACAGCGCAGGCCCUUUUGCUGCGAGACAUCAGCAAGCUAGACUGGGUGAAGAGCACUGUCAAAAGAGGCCACACGAUUGUGAAGUUCAUCCGGAACCACCACUCCACGAAUAGCCUGAUGAUGUCCAUGGACGAUUCCCUAACAUUGCUUCGUCCUACGGAAGUUCGGUUCGGGUCCGUUUACAUGAUGUUGAAGAGGCUUCUGAACAGGAAGGCAGUGUUGUCAGAUAUGGUGGAUCGGAAAAAUGCAGCGCGGUGGACGGGGAUCCGUUGGUCCACUACGAAGUUGAAGUCGAAAGCAGACCUGGUUUACUUCACCAUGAGGAGAGAUGGAUGGUGGAUGGAGUUGAAGAAGGUGGUGGAUGUCAUGGAACCUUUGUACAGCCUUCUCAGGAGGAUGGAUCGAGAUGGAACAUCGCCGACAAACCUUGUCGAAUACGACGACAUGAUUGAGAGGAAACUGGCUCACGUCGUUCUCACUGAGGAGCAGCGGGCGAGCGUCAUGGACAAAGUGAGAGAUUGGGUGAAGAUGAUGCGACAGCCAGUACAUGCACUGGCGUUUCUUCUGGACCCACGCAAGAGAAAUCCACGGUGGUUGUAUGAUCGGGACAGUGCAAUUGUGCAGAGUGCGAUGCAUUACCUGCAGAGACAGAUUGGAGGUCCUUGGAAAGGGCCAGACCACCUUGAGUUUUUGGGUGACCUGCACGAGUUUCACAAGAAGCCCACGCCGAACGGGCCCAAGAGAAAGGACAAGAAGAUGUGGGAGCCCGAUGCGAAGGUCGAUUGUGAGAAGCUCACACCGUCAGAGUGGUGGGCGACUUAUGGUGGCGAUGUCCUCGACUUGCAGGCCAUUGCCAUCAAGGUGAUGGGCAUCUGGAGUACAGCAACCCCGGCAGAGAGGAAUUGGUCGUCCAUGGACUUCGUGCAUUCGAAAAGGAGGAACAACUUGAAGCCCGAAACAUUGGAGAAGCUGGUGUACAUCCAUUGGAACAUGCAACUGCUACGUGCUGCCAACAACAGCAGUGCCAACGGCGAGGGCUACGUUGAUUUGUGGAUUUCGUUCUUCGAGGCUAUUCAGGAGCCAGAUGAGAACGAUGGAUCUGUCUUGAGGGGCCCUGAGGACGAAACUGAGAAGACAGAUGAGGAGCUGGUGCGGCAGAGUAGCUUCGUGAAGACACCGAAGGGAAGGAUUCCAAAGAAGCUCGAGGACGAAGAGGAUGAAUGCACCGACGACAGUGACUUGGAGGAUGAGUUGUGGAAGGGGAAGUCUGGAUUGUCGGAUGAGGCGAGCGGCGCGGAGGAGGAGGAUGAAAGUGAUUCCGAUUUUGAGCUGGGAGCCCAGCCAUCGGUCCUGGGCACUACUUAUGUUGGUAGGAGAGAACCUGCAGAGCGUCGGAGGGAGAAGCAGCCCRCGGUCUCUACACACGCCCGGGUGGAAAGCUCCUCCCAUUACCAUCCUCARUCCGACGUCGAGYUCGAUCACAUGGACACYGACGUCGAGUUGCUGCUGCAAAGUGGUCCGGUUGAUGAAGACGAGGCGGAGGCCGACCGUGCGAAGGCAUUGGCAGAUCGCGAUAGAGACGCCGUCCAAAAACAGAUCAUGGAAGAGGAUGCCCGACGCAAAGCAGUCCCAACCCGGAGGGAGAUGGAGAGACGCAAGAAGAAGGUUGGGGAGAAGGAACCGGAGACACGUCGGGCAUUGGACGCUGUGCAAGAGGGAGAUGAGGAAGUGCAACCGCAAAGUGGACCGGUUUUGAAGGUGGCGGACCAGCAAGAGGCGGAGCACCGCAAAGAGGCGGACCAGCAAGAGGCGGAGCACCGCAAAGAGGCGGAGGAGAAGGACCAGCAAGAGGACAACGACGACAUGGACCACCUACAAGAGACGGAGAAGGAGCACGGAAAGGAGGACGAGGAGAUGGAGCAUGAAGAGGACAAGGAGGGGAUGGAAAGUCAAGGAGUGGAGAAGGCCAUGGAACAACAAGAAGACGCGGAGGGCAUGGAUCAACAGGACACGCAGCGCAACGCGGAUGACAAGGACGGUGAAGAGGAGCACCAGCCUGCAGUGAAGGCUCUGUACAAGCGUAGGCAACGACCGGUUGUGUCCGAACAGUUUGUCGAGAACGCACCCGACUUCCCUCCGAGCAAUGAGGCUGUCCAACAUGACAACCUGUGGAUUGUUUUGGACGCAUGGAGAGAGGUAGGACCUCGUCAGUGGGUUCCUUCCACAACUAGAAAGGAAGUGCUAUCUCAACCUCUAUUUGAUAAUCCUCACAUCAGGGGAACUGAUGGAAGACCUUUCUCGGCAGGGAGCGAUUCGGUCGCGUUCGAAAGACAGUGGGCCGAAAGAGGGGUCCUUGGGGUGGCUGACUUGUGGGACGAAUCGAUAGGCCAAUGGACGACGCUACAGGAUCUCAAACUGAGACUGGGGAGAUUGGGUCAAGUGGAGGCAAGGGCGGCCUCAUUGAGGGCCGCCAUCCCGCCCGAGUGGGCGCACCUGCUGAGUCCAGCUGGAGCAACCCCUCCGGCUCCAAUCUAUUCGUGGGGAGCAGCACGUGCUGGGAACCGGGCCCAGCGUCCCAUAUGAAAACUUAACAGAUAGUUUGAAAAUAUGGCUAAGAAACAAAAACAUAUGCACAAU